AUGGAGUCUGCGGAUUUUCGUGGUGAAGAGACGCCACUCAUCAUCGAAAAUUCGCCAAUCCAAAGCCGGAGGAAGCAUACAAGAGAUAUUCAUAUUCUCAGCUCUGCCUUCUUGUUGAUUUUCCUCGCUUAUGGUGCCGCUCAGAACCUGGAGACCAGUCUCAACACUGAGGAUGAUUUGGGUACCAUUUCACUUGGGAUUUUGUAUUUGUCUUUCACAUUUUUCUCUUUGGUGGCGUCUCCGGUGGUUCGAGCAUUGGGAUCAAAGAAUGCUUUGCUUCUUGGGACUACUGGCUACUGGUUGUUCAUAGCUGCAAAUUUGAAACCAACUUGGUAUACUAUGGUUCCAGCUUCUUUGUACAUGGGAUUUGCUGCUUCAAUUAUAUGGGUUGGGCAGGGGACAUAUUUAACUUCUACUGCGCGUAGUCAUGCCAGAGAUAAUAACUUACAUGAAGGAACAGUUAUCGGUCAUUUCAAUGGAGAAUUUUGGGGAAUGUUUGCCUGUCACCAGUUUAUUGGAAAUCUUGUAUCACUCGCCAUGCUAACAGAUGGAACAGGGGGAAGUACGAGCGGCACAACCUAUUUGUUCAGUGUGUUUCUCAUCAGUAUGACUUUAGGCACCAUACUGAUGUGCUUCUUACAUAAAAGGGAUGGUAAAGGUGAGGAGGACCCCCAGGGCUCUUCUCUCAGCUUUUAUGCUUCUCUAUUAUCUUUGUCAAAGUCAAUCAUCACUCCUUUGUUUGAUGUACGGAUGCUAUUGAUCAUGCCCCUUAUGGCGUAUUCAGGAUUACAACAAGCAUUUGUGUGGGCUGUAUACACCAAGUAUAUUGUUACUCCAACGCUCGGUGUGUCUGGUGUUGGUGGUGCAAUGGCAGUUUAUGGGGCUUUUGAUGCAAUAUGUUCUUUGACUGCUGGUCGACUCACCUCUGGUGUCAAGUCCAUCACUAUUAUAGUUUCUGGUGGAGUCCUCCUUCAGGCUAUUAUAUUCCUGUGGAUUCUUUUAUUAUACAGCCCAGUGAGUGGUGCACUUGGUAUUAUCUACCCUCUUAUAAUGGCAGCUCUCUUGGGCAUUGGUGAUGGAGUCUUAAAUACACAGCUGAGUGCUUUGGUUGGGAUAUUCUUCAAGAACGACACUGAAGGAGCAUUUGCACAGCUGAAGGCAAUGCUGAUAAUUAUGCUUGCCGCAAUCGUCCUCUCAUACGGUGCCUUCGUUUUUCUGUCGCUUCGAGAGAAAGCGUUCCCAUCUUCGAGUUCAUAA
Messenger RNA from Prunus armeniaca (apricot), 1257 nucleotides. The record is from the annotation of a GenBank genome assembly. Lineage: Eukaryota; Viridiplantae; Streptophyta; Magnoliopsida; Rosales; Rosaceae.